Molecule: messenger RNA, 2466 nt
Organism: Syngnathus acus (greater pipefish)
Lineage: Eukaryota; Metazoa; Chordata; Actinopteri; Syngnathiformes; Syngnathidae
Gene: dcp1b
Product: decapping mRNA 1B
Exons: 10
Coding region: 229-1764 (511 amino acids)
Biological process (GO): positive regulation of catalytic activity; deadenylation-dependent decapping of nuclear-transcribed mRNA; deadenylation-independent decapping of nuclear-transcribed mRNA
Cellular component (GO): P-body
Molecular function (GO): mRNA binding; enzyme activator activity
Source: RefSeq, a predicted model, not a curated record
UCGAGCGCUGCACAACGAUUAAUCACGCCUGCUUGUUUACAAAUUCCCUGUUGACAUUAAAGCGAAUCGAUCGUGGCAGUCGUAGCUGGAAAGCUCCGAUUUUUUGGGGUUAAUUUACCUUUCAUUUAACGGGCUAAGCAUUUCCACGCAACGCAUCUGUUUUGAUUUCGCCCCCUUUCAAUUUAGCCGUCUAUGCUAACGAGCUAGCUAAGAUCUCCAUAGGGAACAAUGACAGCGACUUGCGCCGACAGUGGCGGAGGUCUGACCGCUAAAGGACUGGACAUCAGCCUGGCCGCUUUGCAAAGACACGAUCCCUACAUUAACCACAUCGUGGAUGUGGCCAGCCAGGUGGCCCUGUACACGUACAACAACAGAACCAAUGAGUGGGAAAAGACUGAAGUGGAAGGGACUCUGUUCAUCUACACGAGGCUGGCCUCGCCCACACAUGGCUUCACCAUCAUGAACAGACUCAGGAUGGAGAACCUGACGGAGCCCAUUACCAAAGACCUGGACUUCCAGCUGCAGGACCCCUUCCUGCUCUACCGCAACGCACGGCUGGUCAUCCAUGGCAUUUGGUUCUACGACAAGGCUGACUGCCAGCGCAUCGCCAUGAGGAUGAAAAUACUGACCCAGCAGAAGCAAGUGGUGGUGCAAGGUGGUUGGCUGCCCCCUAGUGGAAGUGCAGGUGGUGUGCAGGAUGAAGAGCAGGUGGUGGACAUCAUCCAGAUGCUGACUAAAGCUCACAGCCAGUAUGACAAGGGGAAAUCGACUUGCGAGCCAAAGGAAAUUGGCGGCAGCGGUGUUCUGUUCGGGAAGCCCAACCUCAUCAAACCCAUCCCCGUCAAGCCAACCACUCCGGACAACAAUGCGAGCGAGUCCAAGUCGCUCUCUCUGGCUACCUUAUUUGGCUCUCAGCCUCAACACUCGCCCAAACUUGACUCCGCCUCUCCAUCCUCCGCACCAGUAACCACAAAAGCCUCUCGCCCUCCCGUCGCACGCACCCUCACCUACGAAACUUCGGCGGCCAAGGAAGUCACUCGGGAGGAAAACGCCCCGUCCCAUCAUCCCCAUCAGCACUGCCCGGCCAUUUUGAAGCUCAUGCAGGGGCAGAGGGAGGCUCCCAGCGGGGUCCUUCAGACGCUGUCUGAGUCGCCCGAAAACCGGCUGUGCGACAACGGCGUUCCGCUGGAUCGCCAUCAGCACCAGCACGUUUGCCACCAUCAGAUGCACCAUCACCACCAACUCGAUCCAAUCAAGAGACUCUUCCAAAACGCCGCUGCCCCUUGUUGUGCAGCGCCGUGUUCGCACACAGGUGUUCCUCCGCACAUCCCGGGUGCGCUUUCCCCCCACGAGCUGGUCCACAAGCUACAGCUGGUCCAGCAGCAGCAAAGCCAGGCCCCGCCGGAAGCGCCGCGCCUCGGCCCCACGCUGGCCCCUCGCUUCCAGGGCCCUUCCAGCGUGGCCACGGCGGCCCCGAAGUUGCAGGGGCCUUCUCCGCAGAUAAUCCCAGCCACCGUGGCCCCGACGUUGCUCCUCUCCCCCAGCGUCUUCUCUCAGGUGAAAUCGGAUGUGGCGUCACCAGCCGCUGCCACCGCGCAAGACCCCUACCCAUCCGCCUCCUCCAGUUACACGCCUCAGAAGGAAACCAGAGUUCUGUCUAGAAACCAGCUCCAGGCAGUCUUAUUGCACCUGAUCCAGACUGACAACUCCUUCCUGGACACCAUCUAUGAGGCCUACGUUGGGAAUUUUUGCUCACGGCCAUGACGCUUUUUGGGACUUGAUCUGGAUACCACCAAAAAUUCAAACAAUGGCGGCUUUUUUUUUAUUUUAAUAAAGCACACAAAGGAUGGGGGUGAAAUAUGAAAAAAAAUUAAAGUUGACCCUCUGAAGAAGGAAAGAUGCCUAAAGUUGAUUUGAUGUAGCAUUUUAUUGUUUGGAAUAUUACACUGAAAUUGUACAAUUGGCACAUAAGAAAAAAAGAAUUUUCUGUAGGAAUAUUUGAUUAUUCCAUCUACACGUGUUUCAUAGUAAUAUGUCAUUACAAUUGUUUAUUUUUGUCUGGAAGUUUUCAUAAGAUAUCUCGACAAAACUGCACUACCUCGCAGAGAGCCAUGUUUCCUUUGAAUUGAGUUUAAAUUUGAAUAUUACUUCUGUUAUGAUGCAAUUGCACAGAAAUAAGCAAUAACUUGACAGCAUCGCAAGAUGCAUCCAUUUACAGUAAUUAUAAUUUAAAAGAGGGGAAAAAAACGUAUUUUUAUAUUUGCAGUUAACCAGCAUGCACCAUUAAAUUGGGAGAGGCAUUUAAAUGCAACCUUUAAAAUGUUCUUUAUUACAGUUGAAUGUUUAGUCAGUGGUAAUAACAUCUGGCAGUUGAAUGUUCAUUUUCGGGUUUUUUUCACGUGGUUUGUCGGGUAUGUUGGUUUGUAGCGGGAGUAUAUUGGAUAUUAAAUUUAAUUUUUUUUAAAA